AUGGCGCCCGCCGAGAUCCUGCGCAUCCUCUCCGUCGACGCGCCGUCGUCGCAUGAGGACUUGGACGCCUGGCUCGCUGACACCUCCCCCAAGAGUGUGUUGUGUGCUGCAGCAGGUUUGGAUGCGGCAAUCAAGACCAUGGCUCGGCUUGGGGAGCAUCAAGCAUCGACUGAUGUGAGGAGGCCAAGGUUUGAUCGGAUCAGGGUCAGCAGAUCGGCGGCGGCAUCCCACAGGAUAACUCGACGGGUGUGGCCAUCACAACGACAUCACGGUAUCGUUGGCCAACCUGUUACAUUAUUAAAAUCAGACGAGGAAGAGCGCGCCAAUGGAUUUUCCUACCCAGGACUUUGUACUGUACUAAUAUUCAGAAAAAUGUUUGUUUGUAUCUCUUUCAGGUUAAAAAAAUGGUCUUCUAUGGGUUACAAACCAAUGCUUGCUUGCGUACACUCUGGUGCUCCAGUUAAAGAUGGAAAGUUAUAA
This is a messenger RNA of Triticum turgidum subsp. durum (durum wheat), 480 nucleotides long. Lineage: Eukaryota; Viridiplantae; Streptophyta; Magnoliopsida; Poales; Poaceae. The record is from the annotation of a GenBank genome assembly.